AUGAAGGCAGACUGUGCAGCAGGAUCUCCAGGGAAUGAAUGGAUUUUCUUCAGACACGAUGAGAAAACUGACUAUAAAAAUUCAUACAACAAGAAAACAAUGUUCAUCCACGGACCGAAAGGCUCUGUCAUCCUCUGGGCGUUUUUCCUCACAAGAACCAUUACUGGAUUCCCAGGAGAAGGACAAUCUAUAUGGAAAAAAGAUCGUAUCUUUAAUCCUAUGAAUGAAACUCAGAUGUUUCUCUAUGACACUUUCCCAAAAAACUUUUUCUGGGGUGUAGGAACUGGAGCAUUUCAAGUGGAAGGAAGUUGGAAAAAAGAUGGUAAGGGACCCUCGAUAUGGGAUCACUUCAUCAGCACACACCUCAGAGAUGUCAACAACACAGAUGACUCCAGUGACAGCUACGCUUUUCUGGGGAAAGAUUUGUCUGCGCUGGAGUUUUUGGGAGUUUCUUUCUAUCAGUUUUCGAUUUCCUGGCCCAGGCUCUUUCCAGAUGGGAUAGUAGCAGAUGCCAACGAGAAAGGACUUCAAUACUAUAAUACUCUCCUCGACUCUCUUGUCCAUAGAAACAUUGAGCCUAUAGUUACUUUAUACCACUGGGACUUGCCUUUAGCACUACAAGAAAAAUAUGGGGGGUGGAAAAAUGAAACCAUAAUAAAGAUUUUCAACGACUAUGCGACUUACUGUUUCCAGACUUUUGGGGACCGUGUUAAAUACUGGAUUACAAUACACAACCCGUAUCUAAUUGCUUGGCACGGCUAUGGUACAGGUAUGCAUGCACCAGGAGAGAAAGGGAACUUAGCAGCUGUUUAUGCUGUGGCACACAACCUGAUCAAGGCUCACGCCAAAGUCUGGCAUAACUACAAUACAAACUUUCGGCCACAUCAGAAAGGUUUGUUAUCGAUCACCUUGGGAUCCCAUUGGAUUGUACCAAACAAAUCCGAAAACAAUCUGGAUGUCCUUAAGUGCCAACAAUCCAUGACUUCUGUGAUGGGAUGGUUUGCCAACCCUAUCCAUGGGAAUGGAGACUAUCCAAAAAUAAUGAAGAAAUUACUUCCACUUCUCCCUCAGUUCUCUGAAGCUGAGAAAACUCAAGUGAGGGGAACAGCUGAUUUUUUUGCCUUUUCCUUUGGACCCAAUAAUUUCAAACCUCCAAGCACCAUGUCAAAAAUGGGACAAAAUGUAUCGCUCAAUUUAAGAGAAGUACUAAAGUGGAUUAAACUGGAAUACAACAACCCAGAGAUCCUCAUAACUGAGAAUGGCUGGUUCACAGACAAUCACGUGAAAACAGAAGACACAACAGCAAUCUACAUGAUGAAGAAUUUCCUUAAUAAAGUUCUUCAAGCAAUAAAACAUGAUGAAAUAAGGGUGUUCGGUUACACAGCCUGGUCUCUGCUGGACGGCUUCGAGUGGCAAGAUGCUUAUACCACCAGACGGGGCCUAUUUUAUGUGGACUUCAGAAGCAAACAGAAGGAGAGAAAGCCCAAGUCCUCUGCACACUACUACAAACAAAUCAUAAAGGACAAUGGAUUCCUCUUCAAAGAGUCCACACCUGAUGUGCAGGGGCAGUUCCCCUGUGACUUUUCCUGGGGCAUUACUGAAUCUGUUCUGAAGGCCGAGUCAGUAGCUUCUUCACCCCAGUUCAAAGACCCUCAUUUAUACUCCUGGAACGUCUCUGGCAACGGAAUGCUACAUCGAGUAGAAGGGGUGACCAUAAAAACAAGAGAUGCUCAAUGCACAGAUUUUGUCAGCAUCAAAAACCAACUUAAAUUGUUGGCCAAAAUGAAAGUCACCCACUACAGGUUUGCCCUGGACUGGUCCUUAAUUCUGCCCAAUGGAGACAUGUCGGAAGUUAACCAGCAAGUCCUCAGGUACUACCGAUGUGUGGUCAGCGAGGUGCUGAAACUCAACAUUUCCUCCAUGGUCACCUUGUACUAUCCGACGCACGCUUCCUUGGGCCUGCCCGCCCCUUUGCUCCAGAGCGGGGGAUGGCUGAACCGGUCGACCGUUCAUGCAUUUCGGGACUACGCAAAUCUGUGUUUUCAGGAACUCGGGGAUCUGGUCAAACUCUGGAUCACCAUCAAUGAACCCAACCGGCUGAGCGACAUCUACAACAGCAGCAGCAGUGACACGUACCAGGCGGCGCACAACCUGCUGAUCGCCCACGCCCUGGUCUGGCACGUCUACGACAGCCGGUACCGACCCUCCCAGCGCGGGGCAGUCUCUCUGUCUCUGCACGCAGACUGGGCCGAACCUGCCAAUCCUUUCGCCGACUCCCACCUGAAAGCAGCCGAGCGCUUUCUCCAGUUUGAGAUCGCGUGGUUUGCAGAGCCCAUUUUCAAGACGGGAGACUACCCCAAAGCCAUGAAGGAGUACAUCGCCUUCAAGAACAAGGAGGGGCUCUCCAGUUCCGUGCUGCCCCACUUCACGGCCGAGGAAAGGAAGCUCAUCAAGGGCUCGGCCGACUUCUGCGCGCUCAAUCACUUCACCACGAGAUUUGUCAUCCACAAGCAGCAGAACGGCAGCCAGUAUAACUUUGACCGAGAUGUUCAGUUUCUCCAGGACAUCACCUGCCUCAGCUCCCCAAGCCGCCAGGCAGUGAUGCCAUGGGGAGAGCGAAAGAUUCUCAAGUGGAUCCAGAAAAAUUACGGUGACGUGGACGUCUACAUCACAUCCAGCGGGAUCGACGACCAGUCCCUGGACAACGAUGAGCUCCGAAAAUACUACUUGGAAAAAUACAUCCAGGAAGCUUUAAAAGCUUACCUAAUUGAUAAAGUCAAGAUAAAAGGCUAUUAUGCAUUUAAAUUGACAGAAGAAAAAUUUAAACCCAGAUUUGGAUUCUUCACAUCUAAUUCAAAAGCAAAGUCCUCAAUCCAGUUUUACAACCACCUGAUCAUCAAUAGAGGCUUUCCUUCUGAGCACACCAGUUUGGGAUGUGGGGAGAGUCGCCGUGACAAACAGUGCAAUUUCUGCUUAUUUCUUGAGAAGAAGAAACCACUGAUAUUCUUUAGUAGUUGUCUCUUUUCCAGCCUGGUCCUACUUUUAACAGUUACCAUCUUCCAAAAGAGGAAGAGAAAAAAAUAUUAUAAGGCAAAGAACUUGCAACAACACAUUACGAUUCCGUUGAAAAAAGGUCAUAAGAGUAUUCUCGGUUAAACUGGUCUUAUUUCUAUCUGCCUUCAAAAGGCAGUGAAUAAAUUCACUCCACUUUCCCCAUUCCAAGUAGGUUACAAGUAGGAAAAAGAAAUGUUGGGAUAUUGGUUGUUACCAAGGGAAUGACCAUGACUUUGCAGGAUAGUCCACAUUAAUUUUCCUAUAGGGGUUGAUGUCAACAAAUUAAGAGUGGUGGGGUUUGAAGAUAAAAAUCUUCACUCAAGCAGACAUUAAACUGUGAAAAGUGCCAUGUACCUAGGUGUCUUGUAAAUUCUAAUAAGUUUCUUUUGGUCACUCUAUAUUUAUAUGAAUUGAUGUGGGUUGCUGGUUACAAUAUAAGCAGAACCAUUAAGAUACAAAACUGCCUUCUUAGUUUAAUUCUAUAGCAAAGAUUUUAAAUUCUUUCUUCAACCAGAGAAGCAGCAAUAUAUUUUGUUUAUAAAUCCCACUUUCCACAAGUUACUUUCUCUUUAUAUCAGAGUACAUUUUCUAUAUGGUUCAAGAAAAGGAUUAUUAGAAAAAAAAUUAAAAGUAUGAGACAUAAACUGGCUAUUCUCGAGAUAGUUGCAGGUUAAAAUCUUAGUCACAGAAUGGGAAGGGACCUAGUCCAAUCUGUAUUUGAAUGAGAUCUAGCCGUUGCUUGAAAAGCCCUCAGCCCUCUACCUUCUGAAGCUGCCCAAUCAACGUGUGUGAAUAGCUCUAAUUUUGAGGGACAUCAAGGUGAGCUGAAAUGUUUCUAGAUCUGUUUUCUGGGGACAAACAAAAUAAAUCUCAGUUCUCCUCUACUUGCAAGCUCUUCAGAUACUUCAAGAAAGCUGCUGGUCUAUCCUGCCUUCUCUAGGUAGAGCAUCCUCCAUUUCUUCAACCAUUCCCAAAACGGUUAAAUCUUAAGGCCUUCCACCAUCGUAAUGGUGUUGCUCUGGAUGCCCUCUAGUUUACUGAUAUUUUUCUAAACUUUGGUCAAAACAGAACAUCUCCUUCAUAGUCUUUCCCACUGGAGGAAAAGAGCAUAAGAAAACAAUGUCAAUUAUUUGAAUCUUAC
Molecule: messenger RNA, 4195 nt
Organism: Antechinus flavipes (yellow-footed antechinus)
Lineage: Eukaryota; Metazoa; Chordata; Mammalia; Dasyuromorphia; Dasyuridae
Gene: KLB
Product: klotho beta
Biological process (GO): fibroblast growth factor receptor signaling pathway; carbohydrate metabolic process
Molecular function (GO): fibroblast growth factor receptor binding; hydrolase activity, hydrolyzing O-glycosyl compounds; fibroblast growth factor binding
Source: RefSeq, a predicted model, not a curated record